UGUGCUCUGUCCCGUGGCUGUGCUGAGUGACUAAGCAGAGACCUACAAGCCAUGGAGGAGAUGGACAGCAAACCCUACCAACCUUUGUCUAAGGGACGCCAUGAGAUGGAGAUGUCCUAUACCAGCUCGUCUGACGAGAGCGAGGACGGCCGCGCCCACCACCGCUCCUACACCUCUCGUGAAACCCUCCCGGACUACACACACGAGCUGCGCCUCACACUCGGAUCUCACCGGGAGAGACAGAACAACUACAGCCAACCCCAACCAGAUUUAGACUUCUGCAAGGCCGGGCAGAUGAGAAGCCCGGACUACCACAUCCACCCCCAGCAGCAGCAGCAGCAGCAGCAGCAGCAGCAGCAGCAGCACCAGGAGGAGGAGGAGGAGGCGCUGUGCUCUGGACCGGCCGCUCACGUCCACAGCCGCUACUCCCUGGGCGUGGGCUCCGACGUGGACACGGAGCCGGAGGUGGACCCCUCUCCGAACCACGGCCUGCAGCACAUGUGGAUGCGUGGGCUGAAGUCCGAGCAGAGCUCCUGCCUGACGAGCCGUGCCAAUUCCGCCCUGUCCCUCACCGACACCGAGCACGACAGGAAGUCCGAGCCUGACAACG
This is a messenger RNA of Notothenia coriiceps (black rockcod), 610 nucleotides long. Its product is annotated as teneurin-1-like. Gene Ontology annotation, biological process: signal transduction. The record is from RefSeq and is a predicted model, not a curated record. The annotation marks the transcript as partial. The transcript has 2 exons. Lineage: Eukaryota; Metazoa; Chordata; Actinopteri; Perciformes; Nototheniidae. Gene Ontology annotation, cellular component: membrane.